This is a messenger RNA of Hyphopichia burtonii NRRL Y-1933, 772 nucleotides long. RefSeq names its product riboflavin synthase (gene RIB5). The transcript has a single exon. Gene Ontology annotation, molecular function: riboflavin synthase activity. The record is from RefSeq and is a predicted model, not a curated record. Bases 53 to 772 code for a protein of 239 amino acids. Gene Ontology annotation, biological process: riboflavin biosynthetic process. NCBI's taxonomy places the organism in Eukaryota, Fungi, Ascomycota, Pichiomycetes, Serinales, Debaryomycetaceae.
AGUUUAUCUUUAUUCAUAAGUCAAAAAAGUCAGUUUAGCUUUCUAUUUAAAAAUGUUCACUGGUUUGGUUGAAACUAUCGGGACCAUUCUCGAGUACCAACAAGUCGAUACCACUUCCUCCGGUGGUAAUGGUGUUACCAUGACCAUUGGUGAUUGUGCAGAAAUCUUGGAUGACGUUCAUCUUGGAGACUCUAUAGCCACUAAUGGGGUAUGUUUGACGGUCACCGAAUAUAACGAAGCUAAAACUCAAUUCAAGGUUGGUGUUGCACCAGAGACCUUACGUCGUUCUAACUUGGGGGAUUUGGAAACAGGAUCGAAAGUUAACUUGGAAAGAGCAGUCACCAGUGAGGUCAGAUUGGGUGGUCACGUAGUUCAAGGCCAUGUCGAUACCAUUGCUAAAAUUGUGAAGCGAGUUCCUGAUGGCAAUGCCAUCACCUUCACUUUCCAAUUAAGAGAUGCUGAAAAGGAAAAUAUUAACUACAUAGUGGAAAAGGGGUUUAUUGCCAUUGACGGUACCUCCUUGACCGUCACCGAUGUCAAUUACGAUACUUUUGAGUUUUCAAUCAUGAUGAUUUCUUACACUCAAGGUAAAGUCAUCUUACCUUCGAAAAAUUUGGGUGAUACCGUUAAUAUCGAAGUGGACUUAACGGGUAAACUAAUUGAAAAACAAAUCGAAAUCAACCUAAACAGCCAGAUCAAGAAUGAAUCCAGUGCCUUGACCAAGUUAAUCGAAUCCAUAAUCGAUAAGAAGUUAGCUGGAUUGCAAAACUGA